This is a messenger RNA of Durio zibethinus, 4852 nucleotides long. RefSeq lists its product as uncharacterized. NCBI's taxonomy places the organism in Eukaryota, Viridiplantae, Streptophyta, Magnoliopsida, Malvales, Malvaceae. The record is from RefSeq and is a predicted model, not a curated record.
CAUUAAACAAACAGUCCAACACGAAGCAAACAACGUAGACAACGACAUGUAAUUGUAAGGUAAGAAAAACGAGAGCCGCUAAGCUCCCAACUUGAACUAAUAAAAAAAACCCAUAAUUUAAAACGCAGAGGAGCAUGUGAGUUUUGCCAAGGUGUGGUUUUUACCUUUUAGAGAAAAAAAAAAAAUAUAUAUAUAUAUAUAUAUAUAUAUAUAUUUAUAGCCAGCCAAGAAAUUUCCAGUUAACUGAUGACACACAUUUCUUUUCUGUUUCCCAUUUUUUUCAUUGUCAAAUUUGGGAGGCUCAGAACAAUUCACCAACACUGUUCACAGUUAUAGAAAGAAAAGCAGAGAGAGAAGGAGAGUCUUUAGAUGGAAAUGCGAAGAACCGCAAAGAGAGCUGAGGAGAGUAUAAAGAGAAGGAAGAAGAAGAAAAGUUUCUUGGAAUAAGAGAAAAAAAGGAGAUUUGGGUUUUUGAUUCUUUUGCUUUUUCGUUCUGUUUUAGCUUGGUUGGAUUGAGUUUUGAUCUGGGUUUUGCUCCUUUUUUGUGUUUGAUGAUCAGGAACUUUACUGGUGCGUUUUGUUUAAUUAUCUUUUGGUUAUGUGUAGGGUGAUAUAUUGGAGUCUAGCAAAACAUGAGCUACCUAUUUGUCUUUCCUUGCCAGGCUGCCAGUAUGAAAGUGGCCACAGAAGCCUUUAGGAAGACAUAAAGGCUUGGUUUCGAACCAAGCCUCCUCCCCUCCCCCCUUGUAAUAGGGCUUUGCCCCCCUUGAAACCAAAAAAAAGAAAGCAGUUAUGGUGUUCUACCCUUCUGUUCAUAUACGGAGUUCAGCUGCACGAUUUGGUGAAAUAGCUGCUGCUGAAUUAUGGGUGGAUGUAGUUGAUAGUUGACGAAACUUAUACCAUUUAGAAUUGCAGUAGUCAUCUGUGAAAAUUUAUUAGUUUGAUAACGCCGGGCAACUUGAAUUCCAUUGUUGCUUUAGUAAGUUAAGCCUUAUUGCACAUAAGGAAUACAGUGCACAAGAGUUGAUAAUAAAGUAACUAAAAAGGGCUCUCUUUUAAAUUCCGGAGGAGGAUAUUUAAAAUGGGCUUGCCUCAAGUUUCUUCCAGUGGCAUUGCGGAGGAAGUGGCUGCAACGCUGUGCACAGUUGUGCAGACCACACACAGAAUUGUUGGAGUGAGCAGCUGUGAUUUAAUAAGGAUGCAUGGAGGAAAUGUAGGAAAUCAAAUUCAGGUGGAUUUGCCACACUCUUCUUUUGGAGAUUUGCCAAAAAAAGCCACUGGGGAGCAUCUACAGGAUCCCGAGACUUGGAAUGUAAAUAAAGAUGGUAGAUCUAACAUUUAUAGGCUGAAGAUUGGCAUCGUGGAACAAAAUGGCUGGCUUGCUCAUAAAAGUGGGCAUAAUAUUCAAACACCUGUUCCUAGAAUUCUUGGUUUUGAAACAAAGGCAUUGCAUUCUCCAGUUGAUGUGUUCAGUGGAGUCCAAACUUCACCCACUGUUGUUAGCAUCACCAGUAAUGCAGCUGAGUCUAAUGGCUCAACAGCAAGGAAGCGCUUAUUGUCUCCUUUGAGUGGAAUGCUCUGCCCUGAUCAAUUUAAUGGUGAUGCUCUGAAUAUCAGUGGUGGUUUCAGCCAAAGUGGUUUUGGCCACGGAAAUGAAAACUGCAGUGUCUAUGUAUCACAAGAGCAUAAAAAGGCUCAUAUUAGCGACUCUAGUUCUUUCAACAAUGCAGUCCGUUCUGCAUCUUGUUUUCAACAAUGGAAGAAUUCACCAGAUGAUAAUUUUGGAGCAAACUCAAUGUUCCUUUCUGAUGGUUCUCUGCUAAAAGAUACUGGCCUGCAAUCUUACAGUCAUUUUGUACCUACUUCCCAAGGGCUCAAUUAUCCUGAAGAAACAAAUAAAAGAAGGAACAAGACACCGGCUAUAGCGAUACCUGUUGAGAAGGCUCCCUUGUCUUUGUCUCCUCUUGGUCCAAAAUCUAUUGAAAGAAUAAAAUAUGGUGAAGGAUACAGGGAUUUGGCAGAAACACUAAAUGAUGAUUAUAUGACCUUCAAGGAUAUGGAGCAGUCUCCUAAUGGAAUGGUAUCAGUCCAGACAGAUAAGAAUUUUAGGUUGUCAAGUAAAUCAUUUCAUCAUUUUGAUGAUUUGCAGAAUAAGUUUGAUCCAUGUUCUCCAGAGCUUACCUCUGGAAUUGCUCAAAAAUGGGGUCAGGUUCUGAAUCUUGCUCCUAAAACUGAAAAAUUGGUUAGAAGUCUUAGUGGACUGUCUGUCAGAAGGUCCUUGGUUGGUUCAUUUGAGGAGUCACUGCUAUCUGGUCGUCUGUUAUCUGGAAAAGUUAGUCAGAGAAUUGAUGGUUUCCUCGCUGUUCUCAGUGUCACUGGGGGGAGUUUCUCUCCACAAUCGCAGAAACUUCCUUUUGCAGUAACUAGUGUUGAUGGAGAUAACUACUUGCUCUAUUAUUCAUCAAUAGAUCUUGCUAAGCAUGUCUCAACAAACAAGUCUAGAGGCCCAAAACUGAAAAGGAGCCUGAGCAUUGACGAUUCACAGGCUGAAAAGAGCCGCCUUUGUGUACCCAUGAAGGGGCGGAUACAAUUGGUGUUAAGCAAUCCAGAAAAGACACCAAUUCACACCUUCCUUUGUAACUAUGAUCUGACUGACAUGCCUGCUGGUACGAAGACAUUUAUGCGCCAAAGGAUUACUUUGGCACCUGCUACUGCAACUAAUAUACCAGGAAAAGAAAGACAUGAAAGCUCUGUGACAAAAAAUGAUGUCAAAGCACCUACAGUCCAGAAUUUUAAUAAUUCUUCUCUGAUUAGCGGAACGUUAUAUACUACCAGGUAUCCUGAGCAGAAUAUGAAAGAUAUAGAAAGUGAAACUGCUGGAUGUGUUGGGGACUUAGCGAAUGGUCCCAGUGGUUUGAACAUUAAUGAAUAUAUACAAACUGACGAAGACAACAGCUCAUUAAAUGAUAGCAAUGUAAAUUUAAACAAACUUGUAAAUAGCACAUCAAGGGUCAAUGAGAGUAGUAUGGGUGCUGGUGUUCUGCGCUAUGCUCUUCAUCUCCGUUUUUUAUGUUCCCCGAAGAAAUGUUCAAAGUCUGUCCGAAGGUGCAAAUCUGAUCCUCUGUCUGCACCAGCAGGAAACAUGAACAUUGAAGGGGAGAGACGCUUCUACUUGUAUAGUGAUAUGAGGGUGGUUUUCCCACAGCGCCAUUCAGAUGCUGAUGAGGGUCAGUUACAUGUGGAGUAUGAUUUUCCAUCAAAUCCAAAGUACUUUGACAUCAGCAGCUAAAUGCCCCUUUAGGUUCUCUUUCCCAAAAUUGCCAGUUAACAUUUUUUGUACAUAUCUGUAAAUGCAGUUUCUUUCAUUUAUCCUUUAAUGAGGGCAAUAUGCCCAUUGAUUUGUACAUAAUUUUUAAAAAAUGAUUCAAUAAUUAGAUGAUUUCAUUUGUAUCAUCAUGUUCAUUUUUCCUACUCUUUUUACUCUUGUCAAUAGAUCAAAGCCAAAAAAAUUAUUACAAUAUCACAAGAACAUACUUUCUUGUGAUAAUGGGAGAAACAGAAUCAUGAUCUCACAAUUAUUAACAAAGAAGCACCAUGGCACUAUGGUUCCUACUAGCAGCAAGACAUCUGUUUCGGACAAGUGUAUGGCUGUAAGCUGAUUCUUAACAUUUGACAACAACCUUGGCUACCAUUCAUUAGUUUACAGGAACGGCUGUUUGAAACGAAAACGACCUAUUUUUUUGGUGCAUAUGGGAAAGGUACAAUGGGAAAUGGUGAUUCCAAUCUUGCAUCUCAAUCUUGUCCAGAAAGGUAACAGUCGCUUGGCCACAAUUGCACCGUUCGAAACGACUUUCAACUAAAAGGAGUUCAAAAAUCUUAGAGGAUAGACGUUUCAAAUUAACGAGUCUGGUGAGAUUUUUCUCCUUAGCAAAUUUAUUAGGAUGGAUCAUGGAUGUUUCAAACCUCUAGAUAUUAGUGAGUCUGGUGAGAUUUUCCCCUUAGCUUGUCCCACAGAUGGCUGCAGGUUCCUUCAUGACCACAUGUAUAGAGUUAAAAAGUCUCCUUGACAAAUUUAUUAGGAUGGAUCAUGGAUGUUUCAAACUUCCAGAUAUUAGCGAGUCUAGUGAGAUUUUUCCCCUUAGCUUGUCCCACAGAUAGCUGCAGGUUUCUCCAUGACCACAUGUAUGGAGUUAAAAAGCCAACUUUUUCUCCAUUCAAGCUAUAGUCAAAAUAAUUCUCAUCAAUUAAAAAAUGAUACCCCGUCCAUACACACACGACAUUUAAUUUCCAUGUACAUUUUGGACAGUUUCGAGCAAAGCACAAGUCUGCCAUGCGAGAGAUGGCAACUCUUUUCCAGGCUCCAAUCCUGAAAUUAAAAAAAAAAACCUUUAGUUUAGCUGACAUUCCAAAAAUCUGAAUCAAAUUUAACGUAUAAGCAAUUAAGCUUGGAGCCAUGAAGUAAAGAACUGAAGUUUACUAUAGCAACAGAUGGAGUUUGUCAGAACCGAUGUGCCCCUUACCUAUGAGAAAAUUAAGGAACUACAAUCCACCAUAUCCAUCUAUCAGUAGGGAAUGUCCCUUUCUAACUAAACAUUACAUUCACUCCACACGGGGGUCCUGGAAAUUUCAGUUUUGUAGCCAAAAAUAAACUCGGAUUACGAGAUUGUAUGCUGGAAUCUAUUUAUCUCCUGCAAUCCAAACGAGUGAAGCCGUGAAGGGUUCCCCCUUUGUGUCUGUUUAUGGAUGAACAGAAAUAUUAAGGAUAGCUGCUUGAGAUUGUCCUAUAUCUGUCAACGUUCAGGGUCAUGUGGGUAGGUCCAUAUUCAUGAUAAACCUAAUUUACAUGUAACUU